AUGAUCCGUUUAUUUAAUCGACUCUACUUCCUCUGCGUCGUCGCGGCAUUUACAGUUCUCUACUCGGCCUGGUUCUUGACUUCCCGGAAACUUGGUGACGUCGUGCUACUAGAUAUUGAAACCCCUCCGACCUUUGAUCGCCGACUAGUGGUGUUUGGAGAUUCAUGGAGCGACAAUGAAAAGGAAGAAAUGCAGGGAAAAUCAUGGACUGAUUGGCUUUGUUUGAUGUCUUCUUCCUAUCAGGAAAACCUUGCACAGACACCCAACUCGAUCAUCAGAGGCAAGUCGGUGGGCUCUGUAGUGGACAAGGGGGAAUUGGGCCUUCUGAAUCGACUGUUUCAGACCACCGUACCCGAUUUCAAGACCCAAGUGACGAAGUGGUUGGAUACUGAGCUGCAUACUCAGGAGGGCCUGACAGCAGAGGAAAAAAACCUCGUGUCAGAGGACUACGAUAAAGCGACCGAAUCAGUCAAGCGGCGCAUUCAGAAGCUCGUUAAACAAUUGGACACGAUCUCCGAUCGCCUAGGCUCCGCCGAUCUCAAGAUCAUUCUGACAAUGGGUAUUGACGUGACUUUCCUCCCGGGAUUCAAGGAUGACUCUAUGAACGUUGAGUAUAAGAAUGCCGUGAGGCUUGUAGCAUUUUGGAACGAAAAACUACGAGAAGCAGCGAGCAAGUGGAAAAAGGGAUACAUCUACCUUUUCGACACCAAUGAGUUUGUGCUGGAUCGCAUUCGGGACUGGCAGUUCUACGCAGCCGGCAUCGAGACAAAAACUGGGCUGGGCACCAACCGGGAUCCCGGCUGGGACAAUGUCAGUGACGCCUGUGUCAAAAGCGAAAACUCCCUUCAAGUCAUGAUGUCAAAGGACAAGCAAUCGACGCCGUGUUCGUAUCCAGAGAAGUAUCUUUUUUGGAACGAAAUGCAGUUGGGACCAUCGGCCCACCAUCUUAUGGCUAGUGCGAUCUACCAUGGAAUUGAUGGGGUCUUGAUCAACCGCAAGGCACCGGCGGUGGUAUCUAUCGAGAAUUUGGAUGAGAUGGAAGGCGAUGGAUCCGCAUAG
Molecule: messenger RNA, 1059 nt
Organism: Penicillium taxi
Lineage: Eukaryota; Fungi; Ascomycota; Eurotiomycetes; Eurotiales; Aspergillaceae
Exons: 4
Coding region: 1-1059 (352 amino acids)
Source: RefSeq, a predicted model, not a curated record